AUGGAACGCAAAGACGUAUUAAAUCUGGGAGCUGGACCGUCUGCAUUGCCAGAGCAUGUCCUCCAAGAGGCAGCGAGGGGCCUUUUGAACUACAAUGGCACAGGAAUGGGCAUUACAGAAAUAUCACAUCGCUCAAAAGAGUUUCAACAACUCACAAACGAUCUCUCGGCCACUCUGCGCUCCUUACUCAACGUCCCACAGACGCACGAGAUCCUCUUUGCCCAGGGUGGCGCAUCCCUCGUCUUUUCCUCGAUUGUCCUCAACUUGCUGUCGAGGUUCAAACUCCUCCAUCCCGAAAUCCCUGCAUCAGAGACGUACAUUGACUAUGUCGUGACAGGGACUUGGAGCAAAAAGGCGUCGGAAGAGGGCAAGCGACUGGCUGGCUCUGUUGGUGUCAACGUCAACAUUGCAGCAGACUCGAGAGCAUAUUCAAAAGAUGGAAAGUCGUUUGAAUGUGUACCACCGCUAGACGCCUAUAAGUGGUCCCCACCCGCCCAAACCGCCUUUGUCUACUACUGCGAAAAUGAGACCGUCAACGGCGUCCAAUUCGCCUCUUCCCAAGCAGUCUCGACAGCAUUCCCACUCAACCAGUUCCAGGACAACAUUGAUCCUCCUAUCAUCGCCGACUUUUCCUCUUCUUUCCUCUCAAGACCGAUACCCAACAUCAGUUCGUAUGGGAUGAUCUACGGAGGGGCACAGAAGAAUGUUGGUCCAGCCGGCCUAACGAUCCUCAUCGUCCGCAAAGAUCUUCUGGUCGAUGUCGACGCCGCACACAAACUCGGCGCACCGGUCGUUCCUCUCACAUUAUCCUACAAGACCUUGGCCGACAACGGAAGCCUGUACAAUACACCACCCAUGUUUUCCAUGUAUGUCUCUCUCCUAGUGGCCAAGGACAUUGCUGCCAAAGGUGGCCUGGUCCCACUCGAGGAGCGAAACUACCAGAAACAAGAGACAAUCUACGGCGCGUUGGAAAAGCUCCAAGAAAAGGGACUGAUACGAAUCAACGUUCUCCCGGGUAGUAGGAGCUGGAUGAAUGUCACAUUCGUCUUCCUCCAACCGGACAAGGAAAAGGCAUUUCUAGAGGCAACAGAGGCAAAGGGUCUACGGGGAGUCAAGGGACAUAGAUCUGUAGGAGGCUUCCGAAUCUCGCUCUACAACGCCAUCACCCAAGAAAAUGCAGAUACAGUCGCGACUGUUUUGACAAACUUUCUAAACUCUUCUACAUAG
Serendipita indica DSM 11827 is the source of this 1227-nucleotide messenger RNA. NCBI's taxonomy places the organism in Eukaryota, Fungi, Basidiomycota, Agaricomycetes, Sebacinales, Serendipitaceae. The record is from the annotation of a GenBank genome assembly.